UUUUUUUUUUUGGCCAUGUGUCCCCCAGUCAACGUUCGCCAUGGGGCCAAGGGCAUGUCCUGCCUCUAUGCGGCCUGGCUAUACCAGCUUGUCCACGGAGACCAGAUGAAGAUCUGCUUUGCUUGCUUCAAGGCAGCUUUCCUGGUAGUUAAGAACAUGCUGGAGAUGGGAGACUGGGAGGAAGAGGAAUGGGGUGCUGAGCCCAUGGAACUCUCUGAGGCAGGAUCCGAGCCGGAGGAGUGGCCAGGGCUCAGCUGGGGAGAGGGCCAAGGGCAUCUGCCGCAUGGCACCUCUGUCUCUACUGGUCCUGCCAUCCUGACACCAGGCCCUGUAGGCACAGAAGGGAUAGGGCUGGGACCCCAGCCUGUGCCCACUGAGCUCGGGCCUCAGGAAGCUGUACCCCUGGACCUGGGCCCCGAGGAUGCUGAGUGGACCCAGGCCCUUCCCUGGAGAUUUGAUGGCCUCUCUCCUUGUUCUCACUGGCUCAUCCCCCCUCUGUCCUGGUGGGAUAUUUUCAAUGUGAGCCCAUCUCCUGGGCAACCUGUAUUGUUGGAGUUGAGCCCCACCUGGCCUAUGGAUCCGUUGGAAGCAGAAGCCUGGUUGGUAGACCUGAAGUUCGUCUUCUUGUUGGGUGGCUUCGAUGCCAUCUGUUACCUGCUGUCAAUGACUCCCUGCUGGGCUGUGAGGACCCGGGUCCAACGCUGGCAGGUGUUGCUGGACCCUGGUGAGGUGAGGGUGGCCCAGCUACAGAAUGCACCGGAACAGCAGGACCUGCAGCGCUGGAGGCUGAGCAUCUUGGAGUCCUCGGAGCUGGGGGUGGAGCUGGUGCCUGCGGAUUGCAGCCUGAAGAAGGGAGGCUUCAAGGUGCACUCGUACCUGCCCUGGCACAGUGACACCCCGGAGGUCUGGAGCAGGGAGCCAGGGGAGAGGCUCCUUGUCGUAGAAGUUGUGUCUCUGAGGGAGCUGCCCUGCUUUCGCUCCCCCUCCCCUGAGUCACAGAACUGA
Molecule: messenger RNA, 1005 nt
Organism: Phodopus roborovskii (desert hamster)
Lineage: Eukaryota; Metazoa; Chordata; Mammalia; Rodentia; Cricetidae
Gene: Tex19
Product: testis expressed 19
Exons: 1
Coding region: 16-1005 (329 amino acids)
Biological process (GO): male gonad development; spermatogenesis; placenta development
Cellular component (GO): cytoplasm; nucleus
Source: RefSeq, a predicted model, not a curated record